This is a messenger RNA of Pleuronectes platessa (European plaice), 3333 nucleotides long. RefSeq names its product NADH:ubiquinone oxidoreductase complex assembly factor 7 (gene ndufaf7). Gene Ontology annotation, cellular component: mitochondrion. The coding region runs from base 294 to 1640 and encodes 448 amino acids. Gene Ontology annotation, biological process: mitochondrial respiratory chain complex I assembly. Gene Ontology annotation, molecular function: protein-arginine omega-N symmetric methyltransferase activity. The transcript has 10 exons. The record is from RefSeq and is a predicted model, not a curated record. Lineage: Eukaryota; Metazoa; Chordata; Actinopteri; Pleuronectiformes; Pleuronectidae.
UUCCGCCUCUUAGCUUUAGCAUUAGCUUUAGCGUUUAGCUCCUGCACGUGAACUCUGCAGGUUUUUAUCUAUUUUAAACAGAAGUCAGGAACAAAUCAACAUCAGUUUUUGUUUGAAUUCUCUAUCAGAAGAUAACGCUUUGCUUCUGUUUCGGGAUCUUUUCGUUUUCCACCUUUAACCUGCUUAUAACCCUGACAAAGCUAAUGCUAGCCGGCUAGCAGCUAACCCUGUCAGAGCUGAAGUUUAAAGGUGAAGUUUAAAGUUUCGAUGAAUUCAUAUGAAAAUUCAUAAGAAUGAGAAGUUUCCUCGGUUUAAAAACUCAGCAGCUGCUCAGCGGGGUCUUCAGCUCGUCCGCAGCAGUGCGAUGGCGAGCAGCUCGGACCCGCCUCCUCUGCACCUCCUCACCGGAUGAAGGGAAACGCCCCCCCUCCAUGCUGAGACACCUGACCUCCAAGUUAAAAGCCACAGGUCCGAUUUCGGUGGCCGAGUACAUGAGGGAGGUUCUGACCAACCCUGUGACGGGUUAUUAUGUGAAGAACAACAUGCUCGGACCGGACGGGGAUUUCAUCACCUCACCUGAAAUCAGUCAGAUCUUUGGAGAGCUGCUCGGUGUCUGGAUCCUCAGCGAGUGGAUGGGAGCCGGUCGACCCAAACAGCUGCAGCUGGUCGAGCUCGGACCUGGAAAAGGAUCGUUGGCCAGCGACGUCCUCAGGGUGUUCAGUCAGCUGCAGUCGGUUCUGUGUGAGGCCUCGGUGUCUGUCCACCUGGUCGAGGUGAGUCCGGCUCUGAGUCGGCUGCAGGCCCAGACUCUGACCGGGGACAGCAGCCGGGAGGCGGACGUGGAGGACGAGCUGGUUUACCGCCGCGGGGAGACGGCCGCCGGCCUCCCGGUGUCCUGGUACCGCCGCCUGGACGACGUCCCCACAGGUUUCAGCAUCUUUAUCGCUCACGAGUUCUUCGACGCUCUGCCCAUCCACAAGUUUCAGAGGACGGAGAAGGGCUGGAGGGAGGUGAUGGUGGACAUCGACCCGGAGAAGUCCGAUCAGCUGAGGUUCGUCGUGACCCCGUCUCCCACCCUGGCCUCGUCCACGUUCGUUCAUGCCGAUGAGAGGCGGGAUCACGUGGAGGUGUGUGCAGAGGGCGGGGUCAUCGUCCAGCAGCUGGCCCGGAGGAUCCUGGAGGACGGCGGCGCGGCGCUGAUCGCCGACUACGGUCACGAAGGAACCAAGACGGACACGUUCAGAGGUUUUAAAGGUCACCGGCUCCACGACGUCCUGGCCUCCCCCGGCUCGGCCGACCUCACCGCCGACGUGGACUUCAGCUACCUGCGCAGGACCGCUGGAGGGGGCGUGGCCUGUUUGGGACCUGUCACUCAGAGGACGUUCCUGAAGAACAUGGGCAUCGACACACGGAUGCAGGCGCUGCUGAGGAACUGCAGCGACCCGUCCACCAGGAAGCAGCUGAUCAGCAGCUACGACAUGUUGACCAACCCGGAGAAGAUGGGCGAGCGCUUCCACUUCUUCAGCCUGCUGCACCACAGCCGCCUGGCCACACCCACGAGGGCCACGGGGAUGAAGCUGGAGAAGACGAGCCCGGCGCCGCUGCCCGUGGCCGGAUUCACCGAGCUCAGCUUCUCCUAGAGCGUCAGAAACAUCUGGAAACAACUGGACACUUGUCAGAUCUUUUCUAUUCAAGUGAGUGAGGGACACGAAACAGACUUUAGAGAAGAUCCAAGAUAUUUGGAGGAUCCUGUACAACACAACACUUGUUUGUUUUUGAAGCAACAUUAUGAAGCUUGAUGAAAGUGAGUCUGAUGUGUGAUGUGUGAGCAAGAGAAAGUUUCCUCCUUCUCUGCCUGAGCGUCUGUUCUCUGUGACUCUGCUGAGUGGGUUCCAUCUCCUGAGAGAAGAACUGACUGAGAGUCACAGACACAACCAGCUGCAGCUCAAGAGUGAAGCUGAACUGAGAUCAGUUAGAAAACCAGAGUUUAUCUCCAAUAUUCAGCAGGAAACUGUGAAACAUGAUGAAAACAGAGUUGGUGGAUUUGUUCCAGCUAUUCAGGUUCAGGAAGCAGAGGAUCAUGGGUAAUAUCCAGUGUUCACCACAUGUGGCUGCAGGGGGCGCUGCUGCCCAGUAAAACUUACAUCAUGUUGCUUUAAGUGUUUUGUGUUCACACGUGUCUCUAAUCCAGAGAAGAAGCAGUUUAUUGUCAUCGACCAGGUUGAACAUGAUCUGAACUGAAUUAUUAUUUCUGUUGAAGUCAGUUGUGAAAAGCCCGUUAACGUAAAAAUGCCAGAAAAUACAAAAAAAUAGAAGUUUAUUGAUAUUUACUUUUUCUUUAAUCAUGCGAAGGAGACACUUUUUAUUUUCAUAUUCUAAACAAUUGUUCAAAUUCUACAACUUGAAGUCGUGUUCAAACUCAAACUGACGCCCUGUGACUCUGCGUCAGGUCAAAGGUCGUCCCGCUGCAGGAGGAUCUCUCUCCUCCGUCCACAUCUGGAAGCUGUUAGUUGAGCUGCAGCCAAUCACAGCGAGCUCCUCCGGUAGCAAUUAAAAGCUUCAAUUACACGUGGUGGGGGGGGGGGGCGCCGCUGCCAAAACAAGCAGCCUUCCUGCAGAGCGGCGACAAAGGGAGUCGGUCGGGCUCAGGAUCUGGUUCAGGAUCUGGUUCAGGAUCUGGCUCAGGAUCUGGUUCAGGAUCUGGUUCAGGAUCUGGUUCAGGAUCUGGUUCAGGAUCUGGUUCAUUAAGAGAUCGCUUCCAAACAGCCUCUUUUUUUUCUUAAUUUGAUGACAUUUGGAUGAAAGGAUUUUAUUGAACUGAAGAAAAAACCAGGCGAUGAUUUAAAAUCUGUUUCUCAGAGUCAGUUUGAAAAGUUUUGACUUUAAUAUUUUCUCAUCAAAAUCAUCCACAUGACACAAAGUUUCUUUCAAAGAUAUAAAACGUGAAAUAUAUUCUCAGGCUGGAGUCGGAUCCGGAUUCAUGAAGCUCGAUUCUCAGUUCGUCUUCAUUACAGAAAAAAUUAUUUGUAAAAUCACUUUUGAUUUGUUUUCUGCAAAAAUAGUAACGACUCAUCACUUAUUUAACUAAACAAAAAUCUUCGGAAACUCGAGAAAAAUAUUUAUAAUAUUAGAACAAACCAGAAGUUAAUCUCUUAUUUUUUUUUCAGAUUUCCCCGAAAGUGCAAAGAACAAAAAAUUAAACAAAACAUUAAAGUCACAAUUUCUUUCAGACUUUUACUUUCCUCUGAGUUUGUUGAAGUGAACGUGUGAAACAUCUUCAUGAGGCCGAAGAGUCGUAAAAACAUGAAGUCCGAUCGUAAAGUCUCAGGUUUG